ACAUUAUUUUAAUCUCAUGCAACAGUGCAAAUAUUGUAUUCACUCUAUAAGAAUAAUAAAUUCAAAUCCUAUCUUUCUCAAACUAUCUUCUGGCAAAAGAAAGUCAUUUGAGUUUUGGCUUCACUCAACAGCAUUUCAUAAUCUGUUUGAAAAGUCAAUAUCCACCAACUGAUCUAUUUAAAAGCGAAAAAAACAGCAGAUAAACGCUAGAAGUUGAAGUUGUGUCGUGAAAAAUUGACAGGAAAUGUUUCUCACUGCAAUUCGCAUCAAUAGUUUGAAAAAAUAUAUGAAAUGUUGAUAAUUUCAGUAAAAAAUCGUACAACUUCAAUAAUUGCAGUGAAAUGGACGACGCUGAGCGCUCGGAUGAAUUAUUUGAAAAAAGCGAAGAAGAAUUCUUGGAUAAACUAAGUACGGUCUUAAAUUCCGCCGGGAACAAUCUUCACAAAUUUGUUGAGGAACAACCGAAUAAUUAUUUAAAUUCAGAUUUAGAUCGAUGCUUGCAAAGUGUUGAAGUGGCAACACGAAAAUUACAUACAAACGUGCAUUUACUAGUAGAUCCUGUAAUGUCGACAAAAACGAAAGAGACCAUAAAAAUGACUGAACUGCAAUCCCGUUACGACGAUCUCUAUUCUAAAUGGCAAAGUCAACAGAGACAACUGGAAAGUACACAGGCAGAAAUAUUUCGGCUGAAAAAUCAAAUAAUGCACCAGAGUACAUUUUGCACAAGUUUAGGAGCUGUUUUGUGCAACUUGCUAUGGCGAGCCUCGUAUUUUACACAAAACGUACACGUCUGGCUAUCCGGGUUUCAGAAUAAAGUUGGUGAAUUCUUGUGUAUAGUAAACGGCUCGUUCGUUUCUUUCAUCAAUACCUAUGGAGACGGUCUACCGUCAAUGAAUAGCGACGAAUUUCAAUUCAUAAUGGGUCUCCUUGGUAUUGUAACAAACAUGUCGUCGACUCCUGAAGGAAGAGAAUUUUUAAUCACAAACACAAAUGGCAAGGACCUCGUGCAGAAACUUGUUAUACGGAUAUCAGGGAUACCUUUGCCCUCAGGGAAUUCAUUAAAGAGACUGAUGCUGAUGAUCCUGUACAACGUGAGUGUCAAUCAAACUGGUUUGCAAUACUUGUUGGAAUUGCGAGUCGGUGAAAUUUUGGGAAAAUGCUUCGAGGAUUCAGUCCCUAUGGAAUUGCAAGUGCGCGCUCUGUGGUUCCUGCAAUCCAUUACGUAUGACCUUAAUGACGCUACGGCCCUGAAGGAUAUACUGAAGGCUGUGCCGAUGAUAAAAAUUGAGAAGAUGACAGAAAACGAGCAGGAUCCAAUGGCACCUAUAGCCAAAGAGAUAUUAGAGAACUUGGAGAAGGCCAAAGCAACGUUAAACUUCGAUGUCAGAAAUAGCACAAAUAUUAAUUAAAGGAGAAGAGAAAAGUAAAGUCCGACGUCUGUCAUUACGUUAAAGUAAUUCCUGUGUCGUUAAUGAUAACUGAUCUUGAAAAAUUGAUGACACUGAAAGAGUUCGUUAAUUCGUCCCUAAAGGUUGUCAUAAAGUUCAGCAGAGUCACAUGAGUUUUCAUUAGGACCUGGCUUGAUCUUUUAGUAUUUCUGUGUUAAAGAAUUUCAAGGUACAUUCAUGAAAAUGAUGGUUUGAACUUUUUACAAGGCAAUCUAAUCAUUGUUAUCCUGGACGAUCAAAUUUUUCAAUUUACUUUGUUACAUGUCUAUGUAAUUGUGAAAGACGUAUCGAUACAGAUUGAAGCGAAGAUAAAAGUCAAGUUAGACACGUAAGGUUGCUCGACACCGAAAGUGAGGCAUCCCGUGUCUCAUCCUUACGAUUCUCGACCGUCAAGUAUAGAUUAAGUCUUUGUAAGACAUAAAGAAAUCUGUGAAUCUCUUGGACGUGCGACACGUUCGAGACUGGUCCUAGGAU
Cephus cinctus (wheat stem sawfly) is the source of this 1922-nucleotide messenger RNA. RefSeq names its product heat shock factor 2-binding protein. NCBI's taxonomy places the organism in Eukaryota, Metazoa, Arthropoda, Insecta, Hymenoptera, Cephidae. The transcript has 6 exons. Gene Ontology annotation, cellular component: cytosol. The record is from RefSeq and is a predicted model, not a curated record. Bases 342 to 1409 code for a protein of 355 amino acids.